AUGCUGCUGCUGCGGCUGCUGUUGUUCUUGCUGCUGCACAGGGCACUUACCUGCUGUGCAGAUUGCUGCUUUGGCUUGUGGUUUGUUUUCGAACUUGCAAUUUGCUGCUGCUGCUGCUGCUGCUGCUGCUGCUCAGGGCUGAUAGCGAAGCACCUGCAUGUGACCUUCCAGACGCGGCCGGUGGCCUUCGUGCGCUGCAGCGGGGGAGCAGCAGGAGAAGCAGCAGCAGCAGCAGUUUGUUUGGCGCCCUGCAGCAGCAGCAGCAGCCUGCGGCGAUCCUGGGCAGUGUCUGCUGCUGCUGUUGCUGCUGAGCUGCAGCGGCAGCAGCAAGACACCGUGAGCCUCAAGUUCUGUCUGGAGUGGUUUGCUGCUGCUUCGGAGCAGCAGAAGCAGCAGCUCUGCGGCGCCGCCGACGCGCCCCCCCCCGCAGCAGCAGCAGCAGCAGCAGAUCUGCAGAAUGAACGCAAAGCCCUGCAAGCUGCUGUGCUGCUGCAGCUGCUUGAUGCUGCUGGACUCUUCAGCGAAAGCGGCGGCAGCACUGUCUUUGGCUCAGCUCUUGCUUCUGUGCCUUUUGAGUUUCAGGAGGCAAUGUUUAUUUGUCUGGAGCUGCUGCGUCUGGGAUUUCUGAGCGGAGAUCCUCUUGAGAGUUUGCCGGGGCGUCCAUUCCCUCCGGGUGUACAGACAGCUCUGAUGCAGCCAUAUCCGAGCGAAGCUGCUGCUGCUGCUGCUGCAGCAGGGGGCGCAGCAGCAGCAGCAGCAGCAGCGGGGGGCGGCGCAGCAGCAGCGGCCGGCGCGCGAGACGUGCAGCGCGCGGGGCUGCUGCUGCAGCGCGUGGCCUCGUUGCUGCCGCUGCAGCUGCGGCAGCAGCAACCUUGGCUUGCUGCUGUUUGCAUGGAUCUUUUGGGAUUUAAUUGUCUUGUUAAUUUAAUUCGAAAUGCUUUUCAAGAACUCACGCAGACUGCCCUCGUCAGCAUGCUGCUGCAGAGCCCGCACCUAGCGAAGGUGCUGCCGCGGCCAGGAGACGCAGCGUUUGGAUCUUUCUUGCCUUCUUUUGCUGCUAGUGGCUGCUCCUUGGGUUUAGUGUUUCGGUUUUUGCUGCACUACGGGGGCCCCCCGGGUCUUGCUGCGUUUGAGGGGGCAGUUGCUGCUGCUUUUCCUGCUGCUGCAGCGCCGCUGCAGGACCUUUGUGCUGCUGCUGCUCUCUGGGGACACCUGCGAGAAGCAAUUAGGGGCCUCAGUCUUGCUGUUGAUGUUGCUGAACUUUGGACUGAAGUGCAGCAGGCCGACGCGCUGCUGCAGCAGCAGCUGCAGCACACGGGCCUCUGCACCCACAAGGCCUACACCCACAGGCGCCCCUGA
This is a messenger RNA of Eimeria tenella, 1359 nucleotides long. RefSeq lists its product as uncharacterized. The coding region runs from base 1 to 1359 and encodes 452 amino acids. NCBI's taxonomy places the organism in Eukaryota, Apicomplexa, Conoidasida, Eucoccidiorida, Eimeriidae. The record is from RefSeq and is a predicted model, not a curated record. The transcript is spliced from 3 exons.